Colletotrichum higginsianum IMI 349063 is the source of this 969-nucleotide messenger RNA. Its product is annotated as Memo-like protein. The transcript has 2 exons. Lineage: Eukaryota; Fungi; Ascomycota; Sordariomycetes; Glomerellales; Glomerellaceae. The coding region runs from base 1 to 969 and encodes 322 amino acids. The record is from RefSeq and is a predicted model, not a curated record.
AUGGCGCCGUCCAGAGACACCCGCCAGCCCGGCAAACAGGGGGAGUGGUACCUCGGUGACGCAAAGAAGCUCCGCGAACAGCUCGAUGGCUUCCUCGCCGACGUCCCCGACCAGAUCGACGGCAACGCGCUCCCUGUCCCUGGCGCUCGUGUCAUCAUCGCCCCCCACGCGGGUUACACCUACUCGGGCGCCACGGCGGCGUGGGCAUACAAGGCUCUCGAUUUAAGCAAGGCGAAGCGUGUCUUCCUCCUCGGGCCCUCGCACACAUUCUAUCUCGCCGACUGCGCCGUCACGGGUUACUCCAACUACGGCACGCCGUGGGGCAACCUCCGCGUGGACCGGCAGGUCGUCGACCGCCUCCGCGACGAGCUUGACAUUCCCAAGAUCCCGACCGCCAACGACGACAGGGAGCACUCAUUGGAGAUGCACCUGCCCUACCUCUGGGUCCGCCUCGAACAGACCUUCGGCGCUUCGCCCGACGCCUUCCCGCCCGUCGUGCCGAUUCUCAUCGGUGACAACGACGAGGCCGGCGAGAAGGCCGUGGGGAAGUGGUUGGCCGAGUACCUCCGGGACCCGGACAACGCCUUCAUCGUCAGCUCCGACUUCUGCCACUGGGGCCGGCACUUUGACUACACUGUGUACUCCCCGGAUGGCACGCUCGACAGCCUGCGUAAGUUGCGGCCGGUGGGCCCCGCGCCCGAGGGGCCUCCGAUCCACGAGACGAUCAAGCUGGUGGACGACCUGGCGAUCGAGGCCAUUGGGACGGGCAGGCACGGCAGCUUCUACAACAACCUGAAGCAGACGAAGAAUACGGUGUGCGGGCGGCACCCGAUCGGGGUCACGAUGGCGGCGCUCGAGGAGCUCGGCGGCGGGCACCGGUUCAAGUUCAUCCAGUACCAGCGCAGCAAUCUGGUGACGGUGCCGGGCGACACGAGCGUGAGCUACGUCUCGGCGUACGCCGUGGUAUGA